This is a messenger RNA of Bacillus rossius redtenbacheri, 2288 nucleotides long. RefSeq names its product ephrin-A4 (gene Ephrin). The record is from RefSeq and is a predicted model, not a curated record. Gene Ontology annotation, biological process: axon guidance; ephrin receptor signaling pathway. Gene Ontology annotation, cellular component: plasma membrane. Lineage: Eukaryota; Metazoa; Arthropoda; Insecta; Phasmatodea; Bacillidae. The coding region runs from base 465 to 1358 and encodes 297 amino acids. Gene Ontology annotation, molecular function: ephrin receptor binding. The transcript is spliced from 6 exons.
ACACACACGCGCGCGCGCAGGCUGAACUCACCAGGCUGAAGUUGUGUCUGUGGGAGCCGGCGACAAAGCAAGCAAGCAUCAAGCAGGCAGGACUUGGUCCUUGAGUCGCGUGCGGGCAUCAUUGGUGACAGUAUUGUAAUUGAUGUCGACUUUUCUGUACGUUCGGUAGUUUCAAAUGGGGAGUGCUUCGCAGUCUAGUGCGACAGGAUAUCUCAACGCAUAGGAAUAUUCUGUGCUAGUGAAGUGUCGUGUUGGAGCAGCUAAUAUUACCGUUUUGUUUGACAUUUAGACAUGGAAGUUUAGUUAGUGCGCGAUGGUGUUAACAUAAAAAUAAAUACGGUUGCUUCGAAAAUGAAAACUCCGAUGAUUAAAUCGGUGGUAGAACCGGUGUGACCAUCGUUUUCCUGGUAUCUUACGACUUUAAAGUGUUCCGCCUCUCCGUCGCUCCGGCUGUUCUAGCCAUCAUGGUAUCUUCGCAUGUGCCAACAGCCUCCGCCAUGUUCUUCGUUCGACCAAAGUACACCAGAAUCACAUCGUGUCUUACGUUAGUGUUGCUAAUUUCUUUAGAAACUGUCCUCCUGUCUACUGUCAGUGACUGCACAAAAACUUUUCAUGUUUAUUGGAACACAACCGAUUCCAUAUUCAGGAUAGACAACACGGACCACAUAAUCGAUGUGAACAAGGGCAACAUUCCGUUCGAGUACGACCAGGUGAACAUCAUCUGCCCCGUCUACCUCCCCGGCACGCACGAGGAGGACGCGGAGAAGUACAUCAUCUACAAUGUGUCCAAAGAAGAAUAUGACACGUGUCGUAUCACCAAUCCAAAUCCUCGAAUAAUAGCCAUCUGUGAUAAACCAUACAAACUGAUGUACUUCACCAUUACCUUCCGCUCGUUCACACCACAGCCCGGGGGUCUGGAGUUUCAGCCUGGACAAGACUACUAUUUCAUAUCAACUUCUUCGAAGGAUGACCUACAUCGCCGUAUUGGUGGCCGCUGCUCUAGCCACAACAUGAAGGUGGUCUUCAAAGUAUGCUGCCGGCCAGAUCAAAACCAAACUCAAAUUAACCACCAGCCAAGCACCACAUUUUCCACGACUGUGGCGAGCACUCCAUCAUCCUCAUCGACAGCAGUCACGAAAUCAACUUCGACCACUCCCAAAUUUACGUCUUAUAAGGAGUUGGACGUUCCAAACUACAAUAUCAAAUCUACUACGAAAAAGACAAGCGAGUACGACAAGCAUCCAAACGAAGUGGUGAAGAACGAGGAACUGACCUACAGUACAGCAGUGGUGCGUGCAGAUUGUUGCUGGCUCGUAGUGCUGACCAGCAUGCUAUCGACCAGAUUGGUUGGCCGGUGAGGAGCGCAAGGAUGUAUGCUCACUCACUCCUGGUAGUCACCUCCUCCACACAUAAUUUAUGUAUGCCAUGUGUUGCAGUUUGCAACUUUCUCAAUGGAUGGACAUACCAAAAUGGAUUGUUGUUGUUGGUUGGUGGCCAGUGCGUGCACUAACUGUCAGUAGCCGGGUCAAAUUGUACCUACUGAAGUAAAAUUUAGUUUCUUUUGUUUGGCUGUUAAUUUCUAUAGAUAUUUGUUUCGAAUACUGUGAUGGACUAUUAUCAUCUGUAUAAAAAAGACUGUGGAUCAACUUGCAAAGUGUGUGCAGAGGAUCAACUGAGCAACGUGCAUUGAUGAAUUUAAAUAGAGUAUAUGAAUUAAAUUUUUAAAGAACGGAAGUUACUGGAAAUAACUCCAUAUAAUUUAAGAUAUGGUCGUUGUUGGUCGAUGGCUCAUGAACUUCAGAACUGUUAUCAGGGCUAGGUAAGAGGCAAAUGUAAUUUGUAACUAUUUUUUACUACGAUGCAAGAUCAAAUCUUCGAGAUACAAAAGUGUAGAAAUGUUGGGUGUUGUCUGCAUUCAUCUGACUUGAUGGAUACAGGUCUUCUUAAGUUCUGAAAAUGUCUCUCACCACAUUCAUCCAUAUCAUAGUCAUUUUACUGUUGUCAUUGUUCAGAACAAUAGUAUUUAUACAGUGUGCAUGUGUGUAUCUGGCAGUUGUGUACAUCUCCUAUGUCUUCUGACAUUCAAAAACUAUGUUGUGAUAGUUUGUAGACAUGUAUUUUUAAAACAAAUCAAGUCAUUGUAAGCAAAUUACUAUUAUAUAUAGUUGCCUUGUUGCAGUGUGAAUGUAUUUUUAAAUAAUGAAUUAAAGGGCUGAAAGACUUAAAUGUUUAGAUGUACAGUAGCAGUGUUGCUAAUGGUCAGAGUUGAAAUGAAAAUGUGCAAGGAA